AUGCGGCGCCCGUGGUCCAGCGCGCUGCAGCCCGAACCGGCGAUCGUGAAGCCGCGGCCCGCUCCACAGUUCUACGUGCCCUCGGUGCUGCUACCGCCAGAAGCCGCGAAGUCCCCGACCGUGCACAAGAUUCACAUCCUCGGCGAGGAUGAACGAUCAAAAUUUAUCGCGCACGCGCUUUCGGGCGUCUACGACUCGGUUGAGAUGCUGGGGUGGAGAAACAUAUCGUCCAAAUACCGCAACAUCCAGAGGUCAAGAUCCAGCAGCCGGCGGGCUGCGGCCAAGGUCGAAGCAAACAUGGCUGUACCCCGAAUCCUGACAAAGGAGGACGAUUCGCGCAUCGACCAACUCGUGGUAACUGGGAAGGGCUACGAGGCGGCAGAGGCCCUCAAAUCAGUCAAGCACCGAGUCGACGAAAACACAACGGUAUGCCUGAUGAAUGACGGGCUCGGCGUGCUGGAGGACGUACGGCGCAAGAUCUUCGAGGGCAUGGAGACGAGCCCCAGCUUUCUGCUCGGCCACAUGAGCCAUCGUCUGGCGUUCAACCGGACCUACGACUCGGUGAAGCAGCUCAAGAACGGCGAGACGAGAUUGACGCUCGCGGAGCUCUCGCAGCGCAAGGGGAAGCAGCUGCACCAGGCACCGCACAAGACGGAGACGCGGUCCAACUUUAUACGAACACUCCAGGAGGCUACCGAUCUUCACUCAUCAUUAACGACAUACGACCAAUGGCUGCGCUUCAAGCUUCCGUCAGUCAUUUUCGACUCGGUCGUCGAGCCCGUCUGCGUGCUGCUCGAGACGCCAUAUCAGGGUCUGCUUCAGAAUCCAGCAGCCCAGCGGAUGAUGCACAGCUUGCUAUCCGAGAUCAUCCAGGUGGUGGAAAAGAUGCCCGAGGUGGAGGGGUCGUCGGUGCUGCAGAGCUACGUCCGCGGCCGCGGCAUCAAGAAGCUGCUGUACAACCGCAUCAUGGCGAAGCGCUCGCAGCCGAGCCAGCUGGUGCGGCGGAUCGAGCACGGCCUGCCCACAGACGUCGACUACCUGAACGGGUACUUUCUGCGGCGCGGCCAGAAGCUCGGGCUGGAUCUGCGGAUGAACAUCAUGAUGCGCGACAUGAUCAAGGCGAGGCACUCGCAGGCGAUUGAGAGACUCAACUCAUUCAUACCCGUGGAGGAGACGUCGAUACCGAGCGACUCCGCGUUUCGGUACCGGACGGUGCCGCGGUGA
Messenger RNA from Purpureocillium lilacinum, 1224 nucleotides. RefSeq lists its product as uncharacterized. Gene Ontology annotation, molecular function: NADP binding; 2-dehydropantoate 2-reductase activity. The record is from RefSeq and is a predicted model, not a curated record. Gene Ontology annotation, cellular component: cytoplasm; mitochondrion. NCBI's taxonomy places the organism in Eukaryota, Fungi, Ascomycota, Sordariomycetes, Hypocreales, Ophiocordycipitaceae.